Molecule: messenger RNA, 514 nt
Organism: Camelina sativa (false flax)
Lineage: Eukaryota; Viridiplantae; Streptophyta; Magnoliopsida; Brassicales; Brassicaceae
Cellular component (GO): nucleolus
Molecular function (GO): RNA binding; peptidyl-prolyl cis-trans isomerase activity
Source: RefSeq, a predicted model, not a curated record
AUGGGAGGACGCAAAUUAGCUGUUGAGGUUCUUUGUAGACCGUAUUUACCCACUACCCACAUGCGCCGCCGCUACAGGUGGCCACUACCUGGUCUCCAACCAUAUCCCGACAGCUCUACCAGUGAUGCAGCCAUUCCACAAAGCAGGAGUGAAAGCUCCAAGACUCCAGAUAAACCUGUUGAGAAGAAAAGGAGGUUUAGUAAGGAAGAUGCUACAGCUACAUCCAUUCCUACUUUAGUUGAGAAGCAAACACCUGAUCUAGCUGGGCUAGUUGUUGACGAUAUAUGCAUGGGCGACGGCAAGACGAAAGCUGAUCCUGGAAAAUGGGUUACUGUCCACUAUACUGCAAGGCUUCAUAAAAAUGGGAGGAUUUACUAUUCCACCUGUGGAGGGCAUCCUUAUGAGUUUCGUGUAGGUUGGUAUUAUAACGAGAUUCGAAAAUAAGAGGCUGUAAUAGUAGUCGUCUUUGACUGUUACUUGGAUGCUCAUAUAUGUGCUUUUCGUUGUUGUUGUU